CCGGGAACCCGGUACAGGUUGUCGCGGAGGUGCCGGCGACCUUCCUUCUGCUGUCACCCGCCGCGGGUCAGGCCGCCCUAUCCGGCUGAAGAACCGACUUGGGCGGCGAGAGGCUUCCGCGGGGGGAACGAUCAUAUUUCCAGAAAGUGCCUCAAGGAAGCUUCCAUAUGUAGAAACACCCUGCAAGAAGCACAGUGCUCUUUCUGGCAACUCGUGAAGCAGAGCUGUCAGAAUGGCAGAAAAUAAGGACAGUAAUGUUAAAAGCGCAGACGUGAGGCCCAAAAGCAGCCGGAGCAGAAGUGCAGACAGAAAGGAUGGUUACGUCUGGAGUGGAAAGAAGCUCUCCUGGUCAAAAAAGAGUGAGCAUUGUUCUGAUGUGGAACCAGCAAGCGCUUCAGGAAGAUCAGGGGCUAAUUUAAGGAGCCAAGAGAGGAAGUACAGCUGCUCCUCUAUCGAGCUGGAUCUAGAUCGUUCCUGUGGCCACAGGUUUUUAGGUCGGUCUCUCAAGCAGAAGCUGCAGGAUGCUGUGGGUCAGUGCUUUCCUAUCAAGAAUUGUAGCAGUCGUCACACCUCAGGACUGCCAUCCAAAAGAAAAAUUCAUAUCAGUGAGUUAAUGCUAGACAAGUGUCCUUUCCCUCCACGCUCGGAGCUGGCUUUUCGGUGGCACUUGAUCAAAAGACACACAGCCCCUAUAAGUCCAAAAGCAGAAGACUGGAUAAUUGCUGAUUUAUCCCAGCAGGAGGAAAGGGAGGAUCAGCUGCAAGACGAUGAGAUUGCCAAUGGGGGAAUGGACUCUCCCUCCCAGUCCUGUGACUUUACCGACAGCGGUUCCUCUAGGCGUGAUUCGAGGUCUGAAUUGGUUCCAGGUAAGGUGGGGAGGAACAGUAGAGAUGAGAGCGACAUGGACUCUGAUGAUGAAGUUAUAACGCUGUGCACAAGUUCUAGAAAAAGAAACAAGCCCAAGUGGGAAACUGAUGACGAGCUGCUACGUAUGGAAACACCUCCAAAAUACCAUACCCAGAUCGAUUAUGUCCACUGCCUAGUCCCAGACCUCCUCCAGAUAAACAACAAUCCCUGCUACUGGGGAGUCAUGGAUAAAUACGCAGCUGAGGCGCUGCUGGAAGGAAAGCCAGAGGGAACGUUUUUGUUACGAGAUUCUGCCCAAGAAGACUAUUUGUUUUCUGUGAGCUUCAGGCGCUACAGUCGUUCCCUCCACGCACGGAUAGAGCAGUGGAAUCACAACUUCAGCUUUGAUGCCCACGAUCCUUGUGUCUUCCAUUCUCCUGACAUCACUGGACUCCUAGAGCAUUAUAAAGAUCCAAGUUCCUGUAUGUUCUUUGAACCACUUUUAUCCACUCCACUAAACAGGACUUUUCCUUUUUCUCUUCAGCACAUAUGCAGAACAGUUAUUUGCAACUCUACAACGUACGACGGUAUUGACGCGCUUCCCGUUCCUCCGUCGGUGAAGCUCUACCUGAAGGAGUAUCACUAUAAGUCAAAAGUGAGAGUACUCAGGAUUGAUGUGCCAGAGCAGCAAAGCUAGAACAUAUUUUUAUGAGAUUGCCUCCAAACAAAUAGUCUCUUCAGUCUUUCUUCCUUGUAGGAUUUUUUUUCUUAUUAAUAGCAAUUUGAUUUUUUUUUCCUUAUUCUGCAGAUUAUUUACCACCCAGACUAGCCUCUGUUCAAGGCUUUUUAAUCCAAGUGUACUUUGAGUCUUC
Molecule: messenger RNA, 1718 nt
Organism: Dryobates pubescens (Downy woodpecker)
Lineage: Eukaryota; Metazoa; Chordata; Aves; Piciformes; Picidae
Gene: SOCS4
Product: suppressor of cytokine signaling 4
Exons: 2
Coding region: 233-1543 (436 amino acids)
Biological process (GO): phosphatidylinositol phosphate biosynthetic process; positive regulation of proteasomal ubiquitin-dependent protein catabolic process; intracellular signal transduction
Cellular component (GO): phosphatidylinositol 3-kinase complex
Molecular function (GO): 1-phosphatidylinositol-3-kinase regulator activity
Source: RefSeq, a predicted model, not a curated record